Messenger RNA from Phacochoerus africanus (Common warthog), 1555 nucleotides. RefSeq names its product mitochondrial transcription termination factor 3 (gene MTERF3). Gene Ontology annotation, molecular function: double-stranded DNA binding. The record is from RefSeq and is a predicted model, not a curated record. Gene Ontology annotation, cellular component: mitochondrion. Gene Ontology annotation, biological process: mitochondrial ribosome assembly; regulation of DNA-templated transcription. Lineage: Eukaryota; Metazoa; Chordata; Mammalia; Artiodactyla; Suidae.
ACGUGGGCCGCAGCCCACGUGGGCGAGGGAGCGCCGCGGCGCCGGCUGGCUGGCAGACAAGCGGGCAAGCUGUGGUGCUGGGCAAAGGCGCGGCUGGGCCAGUCCGGGGGCCAGUCCGGUGGCCACCGCGAGAGAGACCACGAGGCAUAGGCCUCGGCACAGGCUGAUGAGACAAAAACGCAACCAUGCCUGAUUAUUAGCGCGCUUGGCAGAGGACGCGGAAGAAGGCCCAGCGUGUCAACGGGUUUCCUCCGGAAGUUCGGCUACUUUAAGAAAAAUGGCCCUGUCAGCCCAACAGAUACCCAGAUGGCUCAAGCUGAGUGGCUUCAUUACUGCUGCACAACUCAGAGCACGUUUUCAGAGACCAGGGAGAACGCUGUUGUAUGGCUGUGUUGCUCAGCCUCAGCUGUCCUCUGACAAUUGCUUUCUCCAGUGGGGUUUUAAGACUUACAGGACUUCUUCCUUAUGGAAUAGUUCCCAGUCUACCAACUCAAGUAGGCAAGAGAUUAAUUCUGCCCAGAGCACUCUGCUUCCUUCCGUGAAUGAGCAGUCACCAAAGACACAAAAGACACCCAACAUUGAUUCUGAACUGUCUCUAGAAGGACUGGACGACUUGCCCGCACUGUCUCCAUUGCAGCCGGUUUCCGAGGAGGAGGCUAUUCGGAUUAUUGCAGACCCUCCACUGCCCCCUUCUUCAUUCACGCUUCGAGACUAUGUGGAUCAUUCGGAGACUCUGCAGAAGUUAGUGCUUCUAGGGGUGGACUUGUCCAAGAUAGAAAAACAUCCAGAUGCAGCCAACCUCCUCCUGCGACUGGAUUUUGAAAAAGACAUUACGCAAAUACUCCUGUUUCUUAAAGAUUUGGGUAUGGAGGAUAACCAACUGGGAACAUUCCUGACUAAAAACUAUGCUAUUUUUUCUGAAGACCUUGAAAAUCUUAAGACCAGGGUUGCUUAUCUACAGUCAAAAAAUUUCAGUAAGGCAGAUAUUGCACAGAUGGUCAGAAAUGCACCAUUUUUGCUGAGUUUUUCCGUGGAAAGAUUGGACAACAGAUUGGGAUUUUUUCAGAAAGAACUUGAACUUAGUGUGAAAAAGACUAGAGAUCUGAUAAUUCGUCUCCCACGACUACUAACCGGAAGUCUGGAGCCUGUGAAAGAGAAUAUGAAGGUUUAUCGGCUUGAACUAGGUUUUAAACAUAAUGAAAUCCAACAUAUGGUCACCAAAAUCCCCAAGAUGUUAACUGCAAAUAAAAGGAAACUUACUGAGACUUUCGACUAUGUGCACAAUGUGAUGCGAAUUCCCCACCACGUCAUUGUCAGGUUCCCCCAGGUCACAAGUACCGCCUCUUGGAACCGGGACCAGUUCCAAACCCGCUGGAUGGAUAAAACCCAGGGGGCUGGAGAGGUGUGCAGGACAAGAACCAAACACCGGCCGCCAGAACUGCGCCUGCGCGAGCGUCCUCCCUCUCCUCGCGACGUGACGUAGCGCGCCUGCGUACUGGAUCCUGCGCGUCCUUUAGGACUUACCCAUCCGGCAACGCUUCUGUCUCGGGUCAAA